AUGUUUUCUUCCCAGAAUCAUAAUCCCAAUUCACACCCUUUUGUCUUUCUUGUCCUUCUCGUUCUUCUAAUAUUUCCCAUCUCUUCUAAAUCUCAUGAUUCUCCGAAAGUAUUGACCAAUCACUGUGCAUUCGCCAACGGAAAUCGCUAUUACGAUUACGUAUAUACGGGUAAUAACAGCAUCCGUUACGUUGAGACACCUUUCGAUGGAGGUAAACCGUCGUGGAAGAACAUUACUAUUACAUCAGCAAUAACCUGGCCAAAUUUCACUCGACCGGCAUGUUCCGUUACGUCAGAUAAUAUCUUAUACGUGACAGGCAAGCCUGACAUAAUCAAAACAUUCGAUCUGAAUAAUAAUACAGCUGACUGGCAAAUACCACGAACGAAUGGAGUGUUGAAUGCAAAUAUAAGUACAAAGUUGUCGCAUCUAGAAGGUCAUAGGUCUAUUGUCGUGAAAACGUUAAAAGGCGAAGAAGUGCUGUUUAUUUAUGGAGGAUGUGAACAGUCGAGAGAUACAUUCAUUUUGAACGUGAAGAAUUUGACUUGGGAGACUGUGCUUAUAGGGCCCGACACUCCACCGCCAAUUAGCCAAUUUGGUAUAAUUUCUUUUAAAGACAACAUAUAUAUCAUUGGGGGAUCAAUAAUCAAUGAUACUCAUACUUAUUCCAACGAGAAAGUAUGGGCAUUCCACGUUCCAACGAGGAAAUGGUUUAAUCCGGAUAUGACUUUAAAUACCGUAUACGAUGGAUAUGCAGGGAAGCUUAACAAUACGGUUUACAUUAUUGACUCGGGUAAUCCGUCAAAAAUGUGGGCGUGGAAUUUAGUCGAUAGUAGCAAAAAACCACUAAAGGUCGCUGGCCCGCCGACUCCUUCUGUACAUGAUUAUUACGCUUUUGCGCAGUUGCCUGACAGUGAUGUUAUUAUUUCCUGGAACGAAACUUAUUUAACCGCAUUCAACAUGACUCAGCAAAAUUGGACUGAACAGGUCAACGUAACCAAAGUACCUGUUGAUCAGUUCUCUGGCGGACCUCUUGCACCUGGCCAAGAAGACCCAUUCCCACCACAAAAAAUAAAUUCAGACAAUUCAGACAAUAAACGACUUUCAACUGAUGCGCCUGUACCUGUUGUUGUGGUAGCCGCUGCAAUUGGAGUGGCAGCGGGCCUAUUGAGGCCCAGUUCACAGAUUUAUCGACCACCCAGAUUUGAAGCGUCUGGUUUUCAGAGUGAGCGUUAUUCAGUUGCGUCCGAGACAAUUCCAGUAUCCGACUUUCAAACAUUCAGAACUUUACCUCGUACAAUUAAAGUAAACUCCACCGCCUCCUUACAAUCGAAACUUAUAAACGAUCUCUAUGCUCGGUAUAAAGUGACGACUAUUACGUCUGAAUCCCCAUUUAUCACUUCGGUCUCUCCAUCAACGCCAGCUGGUACAGUUAUAUUCGACAGGUACAGACUCAACGGGGCACCGGCAUACUGUGGCAAUAACUCUGUUCGCCAUGCAGAGGAUGAGACUGUGAGUGAAGAAGUGACAAUAAAGUUUUUCUCAAACUAUGACUCGUUUGAGCGCGAGGUGGUAAUGUUGAAGUAUCUUCGAUCACAAUUUGUUGGUGAAUUUCGCGACUUGUUUGAUAUCCCCAAUGCUACUAAUUGGAAAUACGCUAUGAUCAUGGACCAGUAUUCUAUGAGCUUGGACAACUUUAUCGUGAGUCGAUCAGAUAUCAUGGAUGAAUUAUACAUAAAGAUGGUGGUGAGAUCGUUAGCACAAGCAAUCCAGCAUGUUCAUAAUCACGGGAUAGUGCAUCUGGAUAUUAAACCAGGAAACUUUGUCCAUGAGGUGGGAAAUAUGAACAAGUGGAGACUGAUUGAUUUUGAGGCGGCAAGGGUCGAUGGAGAAGAAUAUGUUGAUAGUAGCACAUUACGAUAUUCGUCACCUGAAAUAAUCAACGCGGCUGCAUUGCGUACUAGUAUUAAAGCAGAUAUAUCAAUGGAUAUGUGGUCGUUAGGAUGUAUAAUAUAUGAACUGUAUACUAGAAGUCCUCUCUUCUCCUGUGAACAAGAUGCUAAGGCUAAAUUAUUGGAAGCAUAUUUUACGGAAGACUUUAUUUUUCCUGCUUAUAGAGUAGCCGAUACUCAAGCAAGGCAUGUGCUUCAGAAAUUGUUAAUCAGUAAUCCUAAAAAGAGAGCUUCCAUUGAGGACAUUCUAAGAGGAGCAUAUUUGACCGGUGGGGCUGAUACAACUCAGAUAUACAAUAUGCAGUCAGAAUCUACCGAGAAACUUUCUGCUCAGCUAUGCAAUAUACAGUCAAAGGCCACCGAGAGAAUUAUUAGUGCCAUAAACCAGGCCGCUAAUGUGAUAUUAUCACAAUUUGAUGUGAUAGUGAACAGCAUAUCCGAUACUAGAGAUGCGACUGUCCCCCGACUGUUCAUGUUAUUUCCAGGGAAAGAGCCUCACACAAUGUUCAAACCACACGCUUGGGGAAAAAAUACUUUUAUACUCCACAUUCUUUGUGAGGGUCUUAUCUCUGAUAAUAGCGAAGCCCAUUUCACCAUCCAUCAUGGCUACAAGAUAUUUGAUCCAAAGCCGUUCCUCGCCAAGACUGGUCCAUACCUCUCUAUCUUGGCCACUCUCGUAGGCUCGGCUGUCGGUUUCUUUACAAGACUGCAAUUCCCGGAAAAAAUAGCGGACGCAAUCGAUAGUAUAGCAACUAACCAAAUGGACUACUUCAAAAAAAUAAGCGAAGUUAUCAACCAAGCAGAAACGGAUGGGUUUAUUGCAAAAGAUUUAGCAGCAGUACCGAACGAUCCACUCAAUAGGAUGAAAUGUGCGCAGGGCCCUGCAAUGCGUGAACUUGAGGCGUUCUUGGCUGCUAAUGAUCCUUCGCAUGAAUUUGGUGGAUUAUAUCGAAUCACCAUGAAUGACGGACGAUGGAGAUGGGUUUGUAAUGGUUGCAGAGAAAGAGCUUAUGAAAAUCAUCAAGAUUAG
Messenger RNA from Paraglomus brasilianum, 2979 nucleotides. The record is from the annotation of a GenBank genome assembly. NCBI's taxonomy places the organism in Eukaryota, Fungi, Glomeromycota, Glomeromycetes, Paraglomerales, Paraglomeraceae.